Messenger RNA from Talaromyces rugulosus, 993 nucleotides. RefSeq lists its product as uncharacterized. Gene Ontology annotation, molecular function: aldose 1-epimerase activity; carbohydrate binding. The record is from RefSeq and is a predicted model, not a curated record. Gene Ontology annotation, biological process: beta-D-galactose catabolic process via UDP-galactose, Leloir pathway; glucose metabolic process. The transcript is spliced from 2 exons. Bases 1 to 993 code for a protein of 330 amino acids. Lineage: Eukaryota; Fungi; Ascomycota; Eurotiomycetes; Eurotiales; Trichocomaceae.
AUGUCGGACGAAUCAGCCUUCACCUUCCUCCCCCUCGGAGCCAUCAUCCAAGAAUUCAACGUGGGCGGCACCAACAUUGUGCAAGGCUUCCGCACACAGGAAGACUACGUCCACCACAACACGCCCUUUUUCGGCGCCACCAUUGGCCGUGUCGCAAACCGGCUCAAGAACGGCCGUCUCGAGAAUGUCAAUGGCCAGACGUACAGCCUUGCCAUCAACGAUGCGCCCAAUUCGCUGCAUGGCGGGGAUCAAGGCUGGGGGAAACGUAUCUGGGAGGGGCCCAAGGCUGUGAAUCGGAAUGGGAAAGAAGGCAUUCUGUUCAAGUAUGUGAGCAAACACGGUGAAGAAAAUUACCCGGGUACGGUCGAGGUGCGUGUGUGGUAUACGGCGAGUAAAGAGGAUGAUGGCAAGACGGUGCUGGAGACCGAGUAUGAGGCCGAGUUGGUGGGCGAUGAGGUUGAGGAGACGGCGGUCAACAUCACCAAUCACUCAUACUUCAACAUCUCUGGUGGUCCCACGAUCAAAGGCACCAUCGCACAGCUCUCCACCGACCAGUGCCUCCCCCUCGACGAAACCAGCAUCCCAUACGGCCACGUCGACCGCUUCAGCAAAGUCAAAGUCGCGGAGCCAUUCACGCUGGGGCUCGCCGAGAACGAGGUCGACGAUUGUUUUCUUGUGGAGAGUGAUCCAUCCAAGGUUUCCCUCGACACGCGCGCGCAGCCUGUCACGCUGCUCGGCGCCUUUAGCCACCCGGACAGUAAACUGCAUCUGGAGGUGUACAGCACCGAGCCGGCUUUCCAGUUCUACACGGGCAAUGGGGUCGACGUGCCGGAGGUUAAUGGUGUGCCCGCGAGAGAGAAAUAUGCGGGCUUUUGUGUCGAGCCGAGCCGCUAUGUCAAUGCGGCCAAUGUGCCUGCGUGGCGGCACAUGAGUGUGCUCAAGAAGGGGCAGGUUUAUGGUUCCAAGAUUGUCUACAAGGCGUGGAAACAGUGA